Molecule: messenger RNA, 291 nt
Organism: Colletotrichum spaethianum
Lineage: Eukaryota; Fungi; Ascomycota; Sordariomycetes; Glomerellales; Glomerellaceae
Product: cholesterol 7-alpha-monooxygenase
Exons: 2
Coding region: 1-291 (96 amino acids)
Molecular function (GO): heme binding; iron ion binding; monooxygenase activity
Source: RefSeq, a predicted model, not a curated record
AUGAAACUGGGCAUAAAGAAGGCAAAAGAGUUCUCUAUGGCUGGCAGACCAAGCAGUUUCUUUCCCUAUGGCGGUGGUGUUUCCAUGUGUCCGGGACGGCUUUUUGCCAAACAGGAGAUUAUAUUGGCGGUUGCCAUGAUCGUAUCUCGGUUUGAUAUUGAGUUUGAGAACUGGGUCAAGUUCGAUGGAUCGAUUGCAGACCAGCCACCCGUCAAUGAGAAGGCGUCUGUUGGUGCUGGGUCUGUCCUGCCAGACCGGGAUGUGAAAGUCGGAUGGAAAAGGCUAUGGUGA